This is a messenger RNA of Vavraia culicis subsp. floridensis, 342 nucleotides long. RefSeq lists its product as uncharacterized. The record is from RefSeq and is a predicted model, not a curated record. The transcript has a single exon. NCBI's taxonomy places the organism in Eukaryota, Fungi, Microsporidia, Pleistophoridae. The coding region runs from base 1 to 342 and encodes 113 amino acids.
AUGCUGAUAGGUUCAUUCAGAUUGAUCGCUGCGCAUGCCACGUAUUCUACAGUACAUGCACUUCUACGAAUAGCUACUCAAACUUCAAAAUCACAUAUUUCUACGGAAGCGCAAACUAAAAAAUAUAUUCAACCUAAAGCAACACGUGCUUCCUCCGUUCUGAUGUACGAUCAAUUACCUACAAUAUUUACAACAGAUCAUCUUUCAAGCCAUUCUUCGUUUGCAUGUACUGUUCUAUCCCUGUUUAUUUUAUGCUACGGUGUAUCAAACUGCUGUACUGAUCGUUCACCUACGGAGGGCUACACAAUGUUUUACAACUAUUUUCUUGAUCAAGAACCGUAA